GUGAACAAAGAUAAAUUUUUCUCAUCUAUGGAAUUCAUUGCCAUGAGAUGUGGUGAUGGCCACCAGCUUGGAUGUCUUUAAAAGGGGCUUAGACAAAUGCAUGGAGGACAGGUCUAUCAAUAGCUACUAGUCUGGUAGCUAUGGGCCACAUACAGCCUCAGAGGCACAAUGCCGCUCAAUCCCAGUUGCAGGCUGAUCAGUGAUCGGUGGCUCCGUUUCCAUCCCAGGCUCUGACCAAUUUUCUCUCUUCAUUCUAGCAGAUGACAGUAGAGAGAGGAAUACAGAGGGAAUUUGCAACGGAGGAUUGUUGGGUGGUGCCAACUGGAAAGAGAGGGGAAAACAGAGAAUGAAAACUGAAGCAAAACAGAAGUACAGAAAUGGAUCUCAUAAUGGCAAAGUCUAUAACAUCAGAAUCCAAAAAAGAAUGGAGAAAGAAACAGAAAGGAGAAUGUGCCCUCUGAGAAGGAAAAUCUUCUGUUCUGAACCAAGCUUACCACCUCAGUGGGAAAAGCACACAGGAGAGAAACCAUAUACAUGCUUAGAGUGUGGAAAGAGCUUCAGUCAGAGCGUACAUCUUACUAGGCAUCAAAGAACCCAUACUGGGGAGAAACCAUAUAAAUGCUUGGAGUGUGGAAAGAGCUUCAGUGACAGCAGAAAUCUUACUAGCCAUCAAAGAACCCAUACUGGAGAGAAACCAUAUAAAUGCUUAGAGUGUGGAAAGAGUUUCAGUCAGAGCGGACAUCUUACUGUGCAUCAAAGAGCUCACACUGGAGAGAAACCAUAUAAAUGCUUGGAGUGUGGAAAGAGCUUCAGUCGGAGUGGACAUCUUACUAGCCAUCUAAGAGCCCAUGCUGGGGAGAAACCAUAUACAUGCUUAGAGUGUGGAAAGAGCUUCAGUCAGAGCGUACAUCUUACUAGGCAUCAAAGAACCCAUACUGGGGAGAAACCAUAUAAAUGCUUGGAGUGUGGAAAGAGCUUCAGUGACAGCAGAAAUCUUACUAGCCAUCAAAGAACCCAUACUGGAGAGAAACCAUAUAAAUGCUUAGAGUGUGGAAAGAGCUUCAGUGACAGUGCAACUCAUACUAGGCAUCAAAGAGUCCAUACGGGAGAAAAACCAUAUAAAUGUUUGGAGUGUGGAAAGAGCUUCAGUCAGAGCGGAACCCUUACUAGCCAUCAAAGAGCCCAUACUGGGGAGAAACCAUAUAAAUGCUUAGAGUGUGGAAGGAGCUUCAGUGACAGUGCAACUCGUACUAGGCAUCAAAGAGUCCACACGGUAGAAAAACCAUAUAAAUGUUUGGAGUGUGGAAAGAGCUUCAGUCAGAGCGGAACCCUUACUAGCCAUCAAAGAUCCCAUACUGGGGAGAAACCAUAUAAAUGCUUAGAGUGUGGAAGGAGCUUCAGUCAGAGCACAUACCUUACCAUUCAUAAAAGAGCCCACACUGGAGAGAAACCAUAUCAAUGCUUGGAGUGUGGAAAGAGCUUCAGUCGGAGCGGAAACCUUAUCAGACAUAAAGGAUCCCAUACUGGGGAGAAACCAUAUAAAUGCUGAGCACCAGCCACUUCUGGUAUUAUGCUGGCCAGGGCAGCAAGGAUGUACACAGCUGCCCCAUGCCAGCGAUUUUAAAGAUAGCGCUGGCUGGGGAAACGCGAUGGGGUGGUAAGAGUGCUCUCCCCGAUCUUUAAAGCUAUCCCCCCCAAACAGACACUCCUUCAAAUUGGCUUGAACAUCAGUCUUUCAAACCAGUUCGGCGGUCCAGGAAUGAACCACCGAACCGGUUCAUGCACAUCCCUAUUAAGAAGUGGACUGAACGAACUGUGGAAAUUAUAAUCUCCAAGUUGUGUGAUCAAAGCAGAAUAAUUGGAUCCUAAUAUCUAUGGAAAUGUGAAACCGAAGGGACCCAUGAUAAUCUUAGGCGCAUUCACUGGUGGCGCAGUGGUAAAACUGCCGCCCUGUAACCAGAAGGUUACAAGUUCAAUCCUGACCAGGGGCUCAAGGUUGACUCAGCCUUCCAUCCUUCCGAGGUCGGUAAAAUGAGUACCCAGAAUGUUGGGAGGCAAUAUGCUAAAUCAUUGUAAACCGCUUAGAUAGCUCCGGCUAUAGAGCGGUAUACAGUGGUCCCUCGACUUACAAACUACUCGACAUAAGUAUUUUUCGAGUUACAAACAGCAGUUUUAGAUCUGGUUUUAGAUGGGGUUUCCUCGACUUAUGAAUUUUACAUGCGGUUUCCUUGACUUGCCUGCCUGUUUACUGCCUGUUUAUUCUUGAAAAGAAAUGUUCCUGUGCAGUUUGCAAGCCUUACUGGGGGUCUGGGUCUUUUUUCUAGGCUCUGGAACGCAUUAAUCCGUUCCCAAUGCAUUCCUAUGGGAAACCGCUUUUCGACUUACGAAUUUUUCGACUUACAAAUGUGCAUUCGGAACGGAUUAAUUUCGUAAGUAGAGGGACCACUGUAUAAAUGUAAGUGCUAUUGCUAUUGCUAUUCCUCCUUUGCCUCAUUCCUCUCUCUUUCCUCUCUCCUGGAGCUCUUCCCCAAGAUGCUUUUCCUCUUAGGAACUCUUUUCCUUUCCUUUCCUUCUCUACACAGAUAAUUGGAAGGGAUAGAUGCUCUGCUGCGUGGGGCCCUGGCAGUUUGUCUCUGCUCCUCCCCCCUCCAGGUGAUUAGCUGAUAAGAGCUCCUCUUGCCAGGGGUGCCCGCCUCUUGCCACCAGCCUAUGGGCGAGAGCAGAAGGGCUCUCGUCCUUGUGGUUCUCCACCUUGGGGUGCGCAGACUGAGGCCCAACCGUCAGGAAGAUCAUUUGGACUGUCCCUUCAUGUUUGACAACAUGGGUUAAGGCAGAGCACUCAGACACAGUUAGCAGGAGCCGCUUGGUAUGCAGGCAGCAGCAGCAGCUACCACCUGGUAUAACAAGAAGAGGACUUUGGAAGGACUUUUGGAGGAAGUGGAAGGAAUUGGAAGGACUUUACGACCAUCCACCCAGAGUAGCUUGUUCCUCGGGGUUGGCUAUUUUAUGUGGUUAGGAUUGCCGUUAGUGGCCUGUUGGAGGUUUCUGUGUCUUUCCCCUCCUGAGUUGUCUGUGGAGGCGUCUAUGAUCGCUUCAAGGUGGGGAGACGGCAGAGUGAGGAUUGGUAAGAGUGGGGCUCUCGCUCUACGUUUGCCUCAUCUAGGAAGCCUUAUUUAAAUUACCACACACACACACACACCCGCCUUCAGCUCAGAGGCUGGUACUUGGGUGGGCCGUCAGAGUGCUCUGCUAAGCCCAGGAUUGGUGAGAGCAUUCCUGGAGGAGAGCUGGCUGCAUGGCUGUGGGUUGUUCUUGCUUGAUCAAGGGAGUUUGGGCUGGGUGCUGAGGACACAUAGGAGCUGGGGUAGUUGGGUGAGGAAUGGGUCUUGGAGAGCGGAAGAUUGGGGAGGAUCAGGGAUGGUGAUUUCUCAGGUAGCAGGCAGAGGGAGAUAUGGUAGUGGGAGUUGGGCAGGCCAUUACAGGGGGAAGUGGUCCAGCCAGCUGAGGUCUGUUCCUUUCUCCCAACGCAUCUCCCAGUCCUGCAGCCCCAGUGAGCUCUGGAGUUAGGGGGCUAUUGCUGAAUGCCAGGUCAAUAAAUGGUAAAACAUCUCUCGUGGAUGAACAUGCUGACCUGGUAUGUAUGAUGGAGACCUGGUUGGAUAUGGCCAGGUUGGAUGAGCUGCGUGGGGUUGGUCUCUCUCAGUUUUGUCCUGCAGCCUUCCUCACCUUGUGAGUUGGGGAGGGAGUGUGGUGGUCCUCUUCAGUCUCCCUACCUGACCUGCACUUCAGUCUCCCUACCUGACCUCCUAAACGCCUU
This is a messenger RNA of Hemicordylus capensis (graceful crag lizard), 3817 nucleotides long. Its product is annotated as zinc finger protein 135-like. Gene Ontology annotation, molecular function: RNA polymerase II cis-regulatory region sequence-specific DNA binding; DNA-binding transcription factor activity, RNA polymerase II-specific. The coding region runs from base 347 to 1549 and encodes 400 amino acids. Lineage: Eukaryota; Metazoa; Chordata; Lepidosauria; Squamata; Cordylidae. The record is from RefSeq and is a predicted model, not a curated record. The transcript has a single exon. Gene Ontology annotation, biological process: regulation of transcription by RNA polymerase II.